Oreochromis niloticus (Nile tilapia) is the source of this 881-nucleotide messenger RNA. RefSeq lists its product as uncharacterized. The record is from RefSeq and is a predicted model, not a curated record. The coding region runs from base 12 to 881 and encodes 289 amino acids. The transcript is spliced from 5 exons. NCBI's taxonomy places the organism in Eukaryota, Metazoa, Chordata, Actinopteri, Cichliformes, Cichlidae.
CUGAGGACAUAAUGACCACAGGCUUGCUUCUUCUGCUCCUGGUGCUUUCUGGUUCUCAGGCAUCCCAUUACUUUGGGACAGUGAUGACCUUUACCCCCAAAGAAAGCACGGAUGAUGGAUCUCUAAGGGUGGUCUUUGACUACAAGUUGAGCUUUCGCUCAUGCACAGAUGAAGACAAGUGGAAAUGUGCCAGCGGUGACUGUGGUAGUGAGAAUGUGGAGCUGAGCAUUGUGGAUGAAGAGGACAGAGAGUGGUGUCAGAGGGAAGGAGUCAUGACUCGGGAGGUUUCCAGCAACUCUCUGUUUCAGCUACGUUUGGCUGGUGGUGACUGGAUUAACAACAAAAACGGUAUUAGUAACUGGAAAGCUGUAACUCAGGUGGACCUGAGGACUCGAUCUGACACAGCUCAACCCAACAAAUCACCUCAGACCACCAUCCUGCCAGCUCUUAGAGUUCCGUCAAACUGUAAGAGAGAAUUCAGCCUGUUGGCCUUUGAUCCUGAUGAAGACGAGGUUCAAUGCAGAUAUGGAGACACAGCAGCAGAUGAGUGUAAUCCUUGUACACCGCCAUCUCUUCUAACCAUCACACCAUCUUGCAAACUGACCUUUCAUUCUGCGAGUAGGAGUGAUGAAGGUGCAUAUGCAAUACAGCUGGAGAUGGAGGACUUCCCCAAGCAGACCAUCUUUCUCCAUCAAAGUGAUGAUGUGGAGACAACAAGGACUCCCAGUGAUGCUCUCAGCAAACUACCAAUCAGAUUUAGUCUAAUAGGUAGGACCAUUUCCCAGUCCUUCAGAGUCCUGGAUGAAAACUCCUACAGAUGCAGUUGUCUAGAUCUGUGGAUCAUCUCAGUCUUCUGCAAUCAUCUGACAUCAUUACAGUAA